GGGCAGCGCAGUGCGAGGAGCACGGAAGAAGUCGCGAUGCGAUAUUCACCACGACCUAGAAGAGAGAAGUCAGCAUAGUCAAGUCUCCCAAAAAGACUGAGAUCUAACAACUGACUGUGGCAUUGUGAAGCAUCCACUCGACGACAAUCAAUCAAUACUAGCUGGCAUUGAUAUGAGGCGCCUAACAGCUUCGGGUGGCGUUCAGGGGCGUGCAGGGGUAUUUCAGGGCGGACGAUUCGCCCCCUCAGAAACGAUCUGACGGCAAUGACUUCGAAGCAGCCGUUCAACCGGCGAUGCCGCUUACUUCCAGAUUGAACCAACCGACUUUGCGGACAGUUCUAGGUCUUGUCUGAAGCCAUCCGGGCAUUCCAAGAUAAUUACGCGGUAGAACUCGCUCUGGGACCCAAGGUUCCAGGUCCGCCAAAUGACAACGACAACGGAUACAGCGGAGGACGGACGUCCACCGCCGACCUUUCAGGGCCGCCUCGAGCUCGACAGCUUCAGGUUCAACGCCAAUGUGACGGCCACCGGGCCACGACGAAGCCCCCGCAUUUCCAGGACGCCCUCAGUGACGGCCGUCCCAUCCGCGCGCUCUCCCAUCCCAACGUCGCCCUCCCCAGCCAAGCGCAAAGCCCUCACUGUUGCGGACGGAGGCAGUGGCGAGGGGGACGUUUCAUCUCCGACCUCCUCCUCCUCCACGAGCAAGAAAUCGACCACUCCGCGGGCCAAACGUACCCGCCAAAGCUCCUCCUACGCUCCGCCGUCAACCUACGCCCACCUCCCCCAUCUCCCCGACGCCAUCGCGCCCAACCUGCUCGUUCUCUUCAUCGGCCUCAACCCCGGCAUCCAGACAGCGCGCACGGGACAUGCUUACGCACACCCAACGAACCUUUUCUGGCGGCUGCUGCACUCAUCCGGUGUCACCCCGCGCCUCGUGUCGCCCACCGAGGACAGGCAGAUGCCGGCUAUGUACUCGCUCGGGCUAACCAACAUCGUUGCGCGCCCGAGCAGGAACGGGGCCGAGUUGAGCAAGGCCGAGAUGGACGCGGGCGCCGCGAUUCUAGAGCAGAAGGUCAGGCGGUGGAGGCCCGAGACAGUCUGCGUCGUGGGGAAGAGUAUCUGGGAGAGCCUCUGGAGGGUGCGGCAUGGGAGGGCCAUCAAGGCGAGCGAGUUCCAUUAUGGGUGGCAGGAUGAAGGGGAGAACAUGGGGGUCUCGAAGGAUGGAGGUGUGCUGGGGGAGGAUGAGAAGGUGGACGGGGUGGACUAUGGGGCCGAUUGGAAAGGGGCAAGGAUAUUCGUGGCGACAAGUACGAGUGGCUUGGCCGCUACGUUGAAGCCCAAGGAGAAGGAGGAUAUCUGGAAAGGAUUGGGAGAGUGGGUUGAGAAACGGAGGGCGGAAAGGGCUCAGAUUACAGUAACAGCGACUGCAGCUCCCGCGGCGAUGGCCACUGCCGCCGCUAUUCCCGUAACCCUGGGAGCGAAGUGAGAACUAAGGCAGCAGUUGAUACUAGUACUUCCGUACGCCGUGGUAUGGUCUGAGAAUAGGGA
Molecule: messenger RNA, 1548 nt
Organism: Chaetomium strumarium
Lineage: Eukaryota; Fungi; Ascomycota; Sordariomycetes; Sordariales; Chaetomiaceae
Product: uracil-DNA glycosylase-like protein
Exons: 1
Coding region: 425-1486 (353 amino acids)
Biological process (GO): base-excision repair, AP site formation
Molecular function (GO): uracil DNA N-glycosylase activity; pyrimidine-specific mismatch base pair DNA N-glycosylase activity
Source: RefSeq, a predicted model, not a curated record